AAACGUAACAUAUGUAUAAUAUAACUUGAGUGUUAAUGUAUUAGAAUAAAUGCGUGUAAAAAAAAUGUGUAUGUGUUGAUUGUAAACUUCUCGAUACGUGAUACUCGAUGAAAAUAUCAGCAGUACCUAUUCAUCGUUCGUUAUAAAGCACAUCGUCUUAUUUUAAACAUCGCCUGCGCCAAAUAAAAGCUGCUAUUUUCUAAAAUAUAUUUUAAGUGUUUUAAAAAAAAAAAAAUUGUGUUCAAGGUUUUAAAAUUUAAUUUAAAAAUGGCGUGUGAUUUAAUUGUGACACAUGAACAGUGGUUUAAAACAAUUCAAGAACAAUUGAAUAAAAAAUUUUUAAUUGAAAAAAUAGUUCCAAUAAAAAAUGAAAUGUUGGGUUAUUUAGGACAAUAUUUCAUUUUAAAAGGACGUAAAGAAAAUAUUGCAAAUCCUUCUGAGUUUAGUUUUUUUUUGAAAAUAGUGCCCAAUGGUGAAAAACAAAAAAAUUUUAUAAGACAAUCGUGUGUUUUUAAUAAUGAAAUUGUUCUCUAUGAGACACUAUUUCCUGCGAUGAAAUUUAAAAAUAAACCUAAUUUCAUUUUAGGUUUAAUGGACAAUUUUAUUUUAUUGGAAGAUAUGUCAGAAAAUUUUCAAAUGCAAGAUAAAUUAAAACCAUUUAAUUUGGAAUUUUGUAAAAUUACAUUAAAAACAAUUGCCAAAUUUCAUUCAAGAUCAUUGAUUUUUGAAAUGAAGGAAAAUAAAAUUUUGAAUUUUUUAAAAAAUGAAAAUAUUAAUUUACAUUCACCUGAAAAUUUAAUGGCGCAAGCAAUAAAAACAAAUAUUGAAGGUGUUUGUGGGAUAAUUGAUUUUAUUGCCGAUAAAAGUGAUAAACAAUGGGCAAAAGUGAAAAAAAUAUUACGAAAAGAAGCAAAAGAAUAUUAUGAUGAAAUAAAUUUCAAUGGAAAAAAAGUACUUUGUCACAGUGAUUUAUGGUCAAAUAAUAUUCUUUUUCAAUUUGAUAUUUAUAAAAAUCCAAUAAAAUGUUGCCUAGUGGAUUUUCAAUUAUGCAGAUAUGCACCACCGGCUUUUGAUGUCUUAAUUUUUUUAUAUUUUACAACGGAGAAAAAAUUGAGGCAAAAACAUUUUGAUGAACUUAUUGAUUUAUAUUAUGAUUUUUUAGAAAAAAAUUUAAAACAAGAUGGAAUAAAUAUUGAAAAAAUUUUACCACGAGUUGAAUUUGAUGAAUCGAUAAAAAAAUUGAAAAUUAAAGCAAUGACAGCAGUUAUUGCUUAUAUGAGUAUUGAUUUUUUAACUACUAAUAUCAAUAAAAAAGGUGCAGUAACUAAGGAAGAGGUGUGGAAUUGCCUUUCUUUUGAUACAAAAAAUUUAGUUUUAAAACAAUUUAAUACUGUUCAAGAAUAUAAAUAUAGAUUAAAAAAUAAUCUUGAGGAAUUAUUUCAAGCAAUAGUGGAAGAAGAAUUUAUUACUGAUAUGUUAUGAAUAUUUUAUUUUGUUUAAAAAAAAAUGAUGUUUUUUAAAAG
Leptopilina boulardi is the source of this 1523-nucleotide messenger RNA. RefSeq lists its product as uncharacterized. Bases 268 to 1482 code for a protein of 404 amino acids. Lineage: Eukaryota; Metazoa; Arthropoda; Insecta; Hymenoptera; Figitidae. The record is from RefSeq and is a predicted model, not a curated record. The transcript is spliced from 2 exons.